Molecule: messenger RNA, 2103 nt
Organism: Rhinocladiella mackenziei CBS 650.93
Lineage: Eukaryota; Fungi; Ascomycota; Eurotiomycetes; Chaetothyriales; Herpotrichiellaceae
Exons: 6
Coding region: 1-2103 (700 amino acids)
Molecular function (GO): oxidoreductase activity, acting on CH-OH group of donors; flavin adenine dinucleotide binding
Source: RefSeq, a predicted model, not a curated record
AUGCGACGCGACCUGAGUGUCGCUCUGAUCUUUGGCGUAGGGGUCGCGCUCGCUGCUCCCCCAGUGCGUGACUCUGCGGAGCCGCACCUGCUCCGCGCCCGCAACAUCGUCGACGACAUCUCUGACUCCUACGACUUUGUCAUCGUCGGCGGGGGUCUCGCUGGCCUUGUGCUCGGCGCGCGUCUUUCGGAAGAUGCCAACCAUACCGUACUGGUCCUCGAGGCCGGCGGCACGGGAGAUGACUAUCGAGAGCGGAUAGACACUCCAGGAUAUGCGUACUAUGAGUCCCUCUGGCCGACAGAGUGUAACUGGGCGUUCACCACCAGCCCUCAGACCGGUGCGGGUAAUACCGAGAUGGUCUGGCCUCGGGGCAAGGUCCUUGGAGGUUGUUCCGCCAUCAAUGGAAUGUACUUGAACCGACCAGGCGAGAUCGAGAUCAAUGCUUGGAAAGACAUGCUUGGUGACAUGGACGGCGCUGAGAACUGGUCGUGGGACUCCUUCUUCGCGGCCAUGAAGAAGAGCGAGACUUUCAAUCCCCCCACUGACGAUAUGGCUGAAGAGGCUGACAUCACUUGGGAUGCGGCCAGCCACGGUACCCAGGGGCCCAUUCAUUACUCGUAUCCCGGCUACACGUUCCCUGAUGUUGGUCAAUGGUCGACGGCGGCGGAAAAUUGUGGCGUUGCCGACUCCCGAGACACGUAUGGCGGCGAGAACUGGGGGGCAUAUGUUGCGACCUCCGCCAUCAACCCGGCCAACUGGACGCGAUCGUACAGCAAAUCGGGAUAUCUAGAUCCUCUCCCGCCGCGGCCGAACUACGACGUCCUGGCCAACGCCCAUGUCACUCGCAUACUCUUCAACGCUUCUUCUCCGGCGGGCAAUUUAACGGCAAACGCCGUCGAGUAUGUACGCAACGGUGGUGAGGAGAAGUUGACCGUCAAGGUCAAGAAGGAGGUCAUCCUCGCAGGUGGCACGGUCGGCAGCCCUACUGUUCUGCUCUACAGCGGAGUUGGUCCCAAGGACGUCCUGUCCGCCGCCGGAGUUGAGCUCGUGUCCGAACUUCCUGGUGUCGGACAGCAUCUUCAAGAUCAUCUCAGCGUCUCCGUGCAGUGGAGCACGGAUCAGGCGACGGCGGGCUCUAUAUACGCUGAUGACGGCGCUGAGAAGAACGAUCCAGUCUUCCUCUCGUAUGUCAACUCUGCCGUAGCAUACGCGAACGCCACCGUUCUCUUCGGUGCCGGAGCUGGCGACCUCCAGAGCCAGAUCAUGGACCAGAUCAAUAAUUUCGUCCCCACUACGGGCGACACGGAUGUCAUAGCUGGCUACAAGGCAAUCUACAGCACAACCGCGAACGACAUCGUUGCCAGUCCCAUUGGCUUGGUCGAACUCUUAAUAGGUAACGACAUUGAUGGCGCCAUUCGCAUCGGAGCCGCUCUCCAGCAUCCGUUCAGCCACGGUCAGAUCUACAUCACCUCGUCGAACCCCUUGGACUACCCGGUUAUCAACCCCAAUUACCUGACACACCCCGCUGAUAUCCAGAUUUUGCGCGAGGGGAUCAAAUUGGCGCGUCGCAUAGGUGAGGCGGACCCGUUGAAAAGCAGCAUGUCGGAAGAGACGCUGCCUGGUUCCGACGUCCAGUCUGACGAGGACUGGGAGGACUACAUUCGCGGCAACAGUUUCACCGAGUUUCAUCCAUCGUCGACAUGUGCCAUGCUCCCUCUUGAACAAGGUGGCGUGGUCGACGCCAACCUCCGCGUAUACGGUCUAGCCAAUGUCCGUGUCGCCGACGCCAGCGUACCGCCUAUCUCUUUCUCCGCGCAUCUGAUGGGCCCAACAUAUGGGUUGGCUGAACAGGCGAGCACCCUGAUCCGCGCUUUUCAUAAUGCCCCAAUUGUGAAAACCUCUCACUCCAACUCGAAGAACAACACAAGCUCGAACAGCGGCUCGAAGACGAGCUCAAGUAGUACUUUGACCAGUGCUUCAAGUACUGGUUCAAGUCCUACAUCGAGUAGCGACUCGAAUGAUGCCAACGGCACCUCGUUGCUGCAUCCCGAGACACUCUUGUUCGCGAUCAUGGUGUACAUCUCUUCUACAUUACUGCUUUGA